AUGGCUACUACGAGCGCAGCCAAUGCGGAGGAGGAACGAGCGGCCUAUCUUUUGGACGCCGAGACCAAGGCGUUGCAGUUAUUUGAGGAAAUAGAGCGAGAUCUCUUGCGGCCCGGCGUCAGUGAGAAGACAAUAAGCGAUGAAAUCCAUGAAUUGGGAGCAAAGCGCCACGGUAUUCGGACACAUUGGCACAAACGCGUCGUUCGUAGUGGCUCGAAUACAAUGCAGCCGUUUUCUGCAAAUCCUCCGGAUCGAAUUAUCCAGCCCGAUGAUAUCUUAUAUGUUGACCUGGGCCCCGUGUUCGAGGCCUGGGAGGCGGAUUUUGGACGCACCUAUGUCCUAGGAGAUGACCCACACAAGAAGCGACUGCGUGAUGCACUGGAGCCAAUCUGGAAAACAGUCAAGGAACGCUACUAUCAAAAUCCAGACAUGACUGGGGAGCAGCUUUACGAAAUUGCGUGCGAAGUCGCCAAACAAGAUGGAUGGGAAUUCGGUGCUCACCUCGCGGGGCAUAUUAUUGGCUCUUUUCCACACGAGCGUAUCCCAAAGGACAAGACUGCUUUGUAUAUUACCAAGGGAAAUCAGGAGUCGAUGACUGUCCCUGGUAGUGAUGGACACAAGCGGCACUGGAUCCUGGAGAUUCAUCUCCACGAUCCUGUGCAUCAGUUUAACGGCUUUUUCGAACAGUUAUUGACGGUGGGAUAA
Talaromyces rugulosus is the source of this 705-nucleotide messenger RNA. RefSeq lists its product as uncharacterized. NCBI's taxonomy places the organism in Eukaryota, Fungi, Ascomycota, Eurotiomycetes, Eurotiales, Trichocomaceae. The transcript has a single exon. Bases 1 to 705 code for a protein of 234 amino acids. The record is from RefSeq and is a predicted model, not a curated record.